AUGAAUGUGACUUGUGGGCUGAGAAAUUUGAGUAGCUUUGGCUUGAUGUGUCCAUUCGUCAACUGCGGCCCCCUGCUGCCCUCACUCUUCCUCACACAUACACGCACAGGCCGCCACUUGCAAACACUCAUUCGAGCUCGUUGGAACACCGAAGGCCAAUCCUGUUUGUCAGGUCAACUAAGGUCGAAGCACUCUCAUUCGUUGUUGAUGGCCGUCGAGGUCAGCGGAGGACUCAGAUUCGGCGAGAAUGCUUGUUGA
Messenger RNA from Protopolystoma xenopodis, 258 nucleotides. The record is from the annotation of a GenBank genome assembly. NCBI's taxonomy places the organism in Eukaryota, Metazoa, Platyhelminthes, Monogenea, Polystomatidea, Polystomatidae.